AACUUAAAAAAUUCUCCAUCAAAACAUGUCAAGGAAAUUCAUUGUUUGAAAAAGAAAGUAUCAGAUUAAUUAUUUCAUUAUAUUUAAUGUUUUUUUCUUCAAUAGAGAUUAAAGUGAAAAAUAUUUCUCUCUAAAACUAAAUAAGUGAAAAUUUCACUAAUUGAAAUAGUGAUCUCAAAAUUCACUACAAAAUUAGUGAUUUUGAAUUAGAUUCACUAAUUCAUUAGUGAUUCCCCGGAUUCUACAAUGAUUACUAGUGGCGCCUCGCUUAAGGACUUUUUAUUCUAUCAUUGAAUUAUCAAAUUCAGGGCAAAAUUAAUUACGAUAAUUUUUAAAUACAACUGAACAGUAUUAAUUCAAUUUUAGAGAGUAGGUGUUCUAUGACGGAAUAAUGGAGUGCAAUAAAAUAAUAUUAUUUCAUUAUUGGUUAUUGAUUGUCAAUGUUUCGUGCAGUAAUAUCAAAAUUAACGCGUCUUCACCAGAAGACAAUCCAUCAAACCGUCUCAUUAGCGAUGCGAGAGAAAUAGUGGAGAAAUGGUUUACAAAUAAUUCAAAUCCAAUUAUAAUAAGUACUGAUUUGAUUAAUGACGACGACAAAGUUGAAAAUCCGUCUGAUAUUAAUAAUAUUAAUUCGUCGUUAAUUAUCAUUAACGAAGAUUUCAAGCCAACGAUAAUCGAAGGGUACAUUCCUGCUUAUCCGACGUAUGUCCUUUUGUUUAAAUCGUUUCUAAAACUGACAGCGCUUAUUGGAGAGUUAAGGAAAUCAAAAAUCUGGAGUAUCAAGUCUCCGUUUUUUGUCCUUGACACUACGAAAGAUCCACUUUGUAUGAAUGCUCAACCCGUACUAGGAAUACUAUGGGAAUAUGAUUUAUUAUCUGCAUAUUACUUGUGUUAUAACAAUGACAUAGAUUCGACAAUUGUUUACACUUUAAAUCCGUUUACGAAUUUCGCUCCGUCACAAUGGGCCCCAGUUGAUGCUAGUGAUGUAUUUGUACAUAAACCUGAAGAAAAAUGGACAUUCUACAGCCUAAAAUAUUCGAAAGGAAAAAAAAUAUAUGAGAAUAAAAUUUCUGAUAAAACAAAAAACUUAGACCGUUAUAAAAUAAAAAUACUAUCUGUUCAGCGAUUUCCAAAUGUGACUUUAGAAAAGAAAGUAGAAAUGCACAAAAAUUAUAUGAAAUAUUUGACGAAUAAAAAAUUAACAACAUUAUACACAUUAAUCCCGUACAUUAAUGCAACAUAUUCAGUCUACUUCUUAGAACGAGGUUUUUCCAAAGAAAUGAUGAAUGAUGGUUACAUUGACGAGUUAGUAAGAAAAAAGUAUGAUGCCAAUGAUAAAUUAACGCAAUUAGCAGACACUAACUAUCAGUUCACAGAUAUUAUGGAACAAUAUAUUUUAUAUGAAUAUUCUAUAUUGACUAAAAAGUCGAAUUACUUGACGGUGAUCAGCGAAAUAACUUACAAUCUACAAUUUAUUAUUCUUUCAAUCGUUUUUCUGUUACUGAUAUUAGUGGUCAUAUUAAUUAAUAAUACGUUCAGGGUUAGUGAGAGUAUUAUGGACGUGGUGAGAAUGUUGGCUAAUAUGGGAGUUAUGUCUCCAAUGGACCGCUUAUCCAUGAGAAUCAUUUACUUUUCUGGAUUUCUAUUCAUAUUCAUAAUAAUGCCUGAGUUUCAGGGACAAAUAUCCGCAAUGUUAUCAAAACCAAUCCGACGUAACGUCGAGUCGCUUAAAGAUCUUCGUGACAAUAAGUAUCACGUAUAUUUUGACGGACUUUUACUGAAUGAUAUGAUCAAUGAAAAAUUGUGGGCUACUGAUGAGGACAGAAAAUAUUUGCAUCCAUCAAGUAAUGAAGAUCUUCAUAGAUGCGCGUACAAAGCUCAGGAAAAUUCAACUAUUGCAUGCAUUGAGAAUACUAGUCGUCAAUUAGAUCACGCUUUAAAUUUAAAAAAUCUAUAUGUUUCCAAAGACGUUGUAUUUAGGAAAUAUCUGGUGUACUGGACAAGAAAGGAUUGGCCGCUGAAAGAUAGAGUCGAUAAAAUGGGUGCACUAUCGGUGGAAACAGGUUUUGUUGAUUAUUGGAAUGACAAACCGAAAAAAGAAUAUUUGAAAAAAUUGAAGAAGAUUAAUAAAAUUAAAGAAAAUGAAAAGUAUGAGCAGAUUGACUUUGAUAAUUUGGUGUUCAGUUACAUGUUCACUGGGGUGAUUUUACUGUGGAGUGUAUUUAUUUUUGCAAUCGAACUGCUCUUUCAUAAAUAUUCAAAACUUCGCAAACAAGUUCUGAUAAGGCGACAGUUCGGGAAUAUAAAGUCAUUGAGAUCGCAACCGAGAAUUGUUUUCUUUCCUGGGCGAAUGGUUCUUCUUAAUAGCCGCAAGUGAUUUUUAUCUCGAAACCAAGUAUCAAAUUAGUAGUAAAGCCGUAAUUAGUAUUCACUGAUUGGUUGAUGUGGAUUUGAUAAUUGCACUCAAUGAUAUUCAAAAAAAGUGUCAUCUGCAGGUUUUGGUGACUAAGUAAAUGAUAAUUUAAACCCUCAAAUAUCUUAAUGAGUAUCAAUGAUACCCAAAAUACAACUCUCAUUUUUCCGUAAAGCAUAAAAUAUAAUCCAAUAAAUUUUGAUUUAACUUUUUUCUUAAAAUCGACCUUUAAAUCUCUGGAAACUCAAAUGUAGAUAAUGGAUUUAAACUUAAAAAAAAUUACACCGCUGCUUAAAAGAUGAAAGUGAAAUAAAUGUUGUGUUGUUUGUCAUUAACAAUUAUAUAUCUGCGAUUUCCAUGU
Microplitis mediator is the source of this 2774-nucleotide messenger RNA. RefSeq lists its product as uncharacterized. The transcript is spliced from 4 exons. Bases 392 to 2377 code for a protein of 661 amino acids. The record is from RefSeq and is a predicted model, not a curated record. NCBI's taxonomy places the organism in Eukaryota, Metazoa, Arthropoda, Insecta, Hymenoptera, Braconidae.